This is a messenger RNA of Alternaria ventricosa, 1395 nucleotides long. RefSeq lists its product as uncharacterized. The transcript has 3 exons. Gene Ontology annotation, biological process: ubiquitin-dependent protein catabolic process. Lineage: Eukaryota; Fungi; Ascomycota; Dothideomycetes; Pleosporales; Pleosporaceae. Gene Ontology annotation, molecular function: polyubiquitin modification-dependent protein binding. Gene Ontology annotation, cellular component: cytosol. The record is from RefSeq and is a predicted model, not a curated record. The coding region runs from base 1 to 1395 and encodes 464 amino acids.
AUGGCCGACGACGCCGCCACAACCACCGAGGACACGCAGAUCACCUUCAAUGUCAAGGCUGCAAACGACCAGAAGCACGUUCUCACACUAGCCCAAACCACCACAGUUGCCGACCUCAAGGCCAAACUCUCGACGUCGGAAUACGCAGAUGUUCCCGCCGAACGCCAACGCCUGAUAUACUCCGGUCGCGUACUGAAGGACCACGACACACUCGCUAGCGUUAAGAUCAAGGAUGGCCACACAGUCCAUCUCGUCAAGGGUGCCGCCAGCAACGUACGAAACCAAGGCCCGGCGGGCACAGCAAGCGGGGGCAACACCCAGACGCCACAGGUGCCGACCAACAUUGCUGCAGGAACAGGCAACAACCCCCUCGCUGGGCUCACAGGCGCGCGCUAUGCCGGUUUCCACGGUCUACCAGGCAUGGACACUUUCGGACCGGACGGUGGCAUGGGCGGCCCUCCUACAAACCCAGAAGCUUUACUAGAGCAAAUGGAGAACCCCAUGUUUCUAUCGCAGAUGAACGAGGCUAUGAACAACCCAGCAGUAGUAGAAAUGAUGCUGCAGAGCCCCAUGAUCCGCGACAACCCGAUGCUUCAGCAAGUCCUCCGAAACCCCGAAAUGCGCCGUAUGAUGUUCAGCCCAGAGAUGAUGCGCAUGCAACUGCAGAUGCAGCGGAAUAUGGGUCCCACAGGCCCGAGUUUCCCAGCCCCAGGAGCUACCGACAACACCACACAGCCAGGUUCGACCGCCACAGGAGAAGGCACAACCGCGACACCGAACCAGCCUAAUACGACCGGACCAACAGACCCAUUCUCCGCAUUCGGUACAGCCGGUGGUGCCGCAGGCGCUGGAGCAAACCCGUUCGCCAAUCUGUUUGCUGGAGGCCAGAAUCCUUUGGCUCCUCAGCAACAGGGUGGUGCGGCACAAAACACACAAGACGCCUCGGGCACCUUUCCCAACUUGUUUGGUGGAGCUGGCGCACAAGGCGGACAAGCGAACCCGUUCGCGGCGGCCGCCCAAAGGAUGAUGCAGGACCCAGAAGCCAUGCGCAACAUGAUGCAGAUGAUGGGCGGUGCAGGAGGCGCAGGAGCAAACCCAUUCGCAGCCUUUGGUGGACAAGACGCAGCAGGAGCUCCAGGAGGCGAAGCAGGCCAACAAGCCGGCGGUAACCCCUUCGCCGCACUCUUCGGUCCCGGUGGAUUCGGCGGCGCAGGCGGCUUCGGUGCCCCACCAGCCCCCGCAGACAACCGGCCACCCGAGGAAAUCUACGAGGUACAACUCAGGCAGCUCAACGAAAUGGGCUUCUACGAGUUCGACCGCAACGUCGCCGCCCUACGGCGCAGCGGCGGCAACGUCCAAGGCGCAAUCGAGCACCUUCUCGGCGGCGGAGCGUAG